Molecule: messenger RNA, 6154 nt
Organism: Chroicocephalus ridibundus (black-headed gull)
Lineage: Eukaryota; Metazoa; Chordata; Aves; Charadriiformes; Laridae
Gene: DDX6
Product: DEAD-box helicase 6
Exons: 14
Coding region: 388-1839 (483 amino acids)
Biological process (GO): P-body assembly; cytoplasmic stress granule assembly; negative regulation of translation
Cellular component (GO): P-body; cytoplasmic stress granule
Molecular function (GO): RNA helicase activity; ATP binding; mRNA binding
Source: RefSeq, a predicted model, not a curated record
GGGGAGGGCGCACGGGAGGAAGGAGGAAGCCGCCAUCUUGGAGUGUCGAGUCGCCAUAACAAGGCACCAAGGGGGAGCGAGAGGAUUUUAUACCUGGGCGAGGGGGGAGCGCGGCUGGUGGCGAUUGAAGCGAGUGAAUUCUGAUAUAACUCAACUUUGGUAGAGGGCUUUUUUUAAAAAAAAGUUGAUCCACAGUGCAUCAGAGCAAGUUACUACUUUACUUUUGAGUGACUUACAGGUGCUUGCCUGCAUUGCAAUAACGGACUCAUAUAUUGAGCAAGACUUAUUUAUCUCUUCGUUUUGGAGAGUCUAAUAAACUGUUAUUACAGUUUCUGUACUGACUUUCAAAGUUUUGAAGUCUAAAAAGACAUCUUUAAAAAUAAAAACAUGAGCACGGCCAGAACAGAGAACCCUGUUAUAAUGGGUCUAUCCAGUCAGAAUGGGCAGUUGCGAGGCCCUGUAAAACCCAGCGGGGGCCCAGGAGGUGGAGGCACACAAACUCAGCAACAGAUGAACCAGCUGAAAAAUGCCAACACAAUCAAUAACGGCACUCAACAGCAAGCACAGAGUAUGACCACCGCUAUUAAACCUGGUGAUGACUGGAAGAAGACUUUAAAACUCCCUCCAAAGGAUUUGAGAAUCAAAACUUCGGACGUGACCUCCACAAAAGGAAACGAGUUUGAAGAUUACUGUUUGAAACGGGAGUUGCUGAUGGGAAUUUUUGAAAUGGGCUGGGAAAAACCAUCUCCUAUUCAGGAGGAGAGCAUCCCCAUUGCUUUGUCUGGUAGGGAUAUCUUGGCUAGAGCGAAAAAUGGAACAGGCAAGAGUGGAGCCUACCUCAUUCCUUUACUUGAACGGCUAGACUUAAAGAAGGACAAUAUACAAGCAAUGGUGAUCGUUCCCACCCGUGAACUAGCCCUGCAGGUCAGUCAAAUCUGUAUCCAAGUCAGCAAACACAUGGGAGGUGCCAAAGUGAUGGCAACAACAGGAGGAACCAAUUUGCGAGAUGACAUAAUGAGGCUUGAUGAUACAGUGCAUGUGGUGAUAGCUACCCCUGGGAGAAUUCUCGAUCUCAUCAAGAAAGGAGUAGCAAAAGUUGAGCAUGUCCAGAUGAUAGUAUUGGAUGAGGCAAAUAAGUUGCUGUCUCAAGAUUUUGUUCAAAUAAUGGAAGACAUUAUUCUCACGCUACCUAAAAACAGACAGAUUUUGCUCUACUCAGCCACUUUUCCUUUGAGCGUACAGAAGUUCAUGAAUUCCCAUUUGCAGAAACCCUACGAGAUUAAUCUGAUGGAGGAGCUGACCUUGAAGGGAGUUACCCAGUACUAUGCCUACGUAACCGAGCGUCAGAAAGUACACUGCCUCAAUACACUGUUUUCCAGGCUCCAGAUUAACCAGUCGAUCAUUUUCUGCAACUCCUCUCAACGGGUUGAAUUGCUAGCCAAAAAGAUCUCCCAGCUGGGCUAUUCCUGCUUCUAUAUCCAUGCUAAGAUGAGGCAGGAGCACCGCAAUCGUGUGUUCCACGAUUUCCGAAAUGGCUUAUGCCGCAAUCUUGUUUGCACUGAUCUGUUUACCCGAGGUAUUGAUAUCCAAGCUGUGAAUGUGGUGAUAAACUUUGAUUUCCCAAAGCUGGCAGAGACUUAUCUCCAUCGUAUUGGCAGAUCAGGUCGAUUUGGUCAUCUUGGCCUGGCCAUCAACUUGAUCACCUAUGAUGAUCGAUUCAACCUGAAAAGUAUUGAGGAGCAGCUGGGAACUGAAAUUAAACCCAUACCAAGCAACAUUGACAAGAGCCUGUAUGUGGCAGAAUACCACAGCGAACCUGUAGAAGAUGAGAAACAGUAAACAUGCUUUGAUUACACAUGCCAGAAGGUGAAGCCCUUUGAUCCAGAUCUGUGACACAUCGUUUCUUUGGGGAUACCCUUCUCUUUGUGGGUUUUUCUUCGUCUUUUCAUUUCGGAACUAUGAAGACUAAAGAGCUCGGCCUUUUUUUCUUUUUAAAUUUGGCAGCAAGGAAGAAAGAAGAUAAAAGGAGGAAUGUGUUUUUGUUUUUCCACUUGUUUGCACUGUGUGCUGAUUGAACAUUAGUUGCACUAACUGCUGGUUUUAAAUUUUUUUUUUUCUUCGGGUGGGAGGGGCAGCAAGGGAAGAAGAGAAACCCUGAAAAGAGAAGAAUCUGAUGAACACGAGCUUGUCUGCGAUUUCAAAUUCUUCAACCAUCGACUGAGUGCAUUUCAACUUCUCCCUGGUUACUCAUCUGUUUUUAAGCUAAAGAGCUUGUUACUUAUUCGUGCAAAGUGCCUUAUGCUAUGAGACCAUUCAGAAUAUCACCUUUCCGACACAGCCCAAGGAAUCAAUAGCCGUUUUUUGGUUUCAGGUCAAAGUUCCCCUUUCUUCCCCCUCUCCUCCUCCCCAAGUACUCAAGCCCAGGGCUGGGAGGUGAAACGUAUUGGUAAUACUACUUUUUUCUUCAACUUUUUUUUUUUUUUUAAUUGGAGGAGUUGAUAUGCAUCUGCAGUUCACCCACACUGUAAAUACCUGUAUUUAAAACAAAACCAACUUAAAAUCUGGGCUGAUUAGGUGCAGCAUCAUAGCUCCAGAAGGAAAGAGUAGCCUGUUGUCCUUUGCAGGAGCCAUAAGAAAAGCCCUUCGCUCUAGCAGAACACUAAAGACUGGUUUCCAUAAGUCUCCAUUAGUAGUUACAGCACUUGAUAUGUAGACUUGUUUCAGAGCCAUGGCCCUCUUUCCUCUGGUGCGGUGUGUCCCAUAGAAAAUCAGAUGUGUAUAUUGUACAAACUUUGUAAAUAUGAUUUUUUUUUUCUGUUUGGGUUCAUAUAUAACUUUUUCUUUUGUGAUGAAGGUUGCUGGGGUUAAAGGGAUUAGACUGAUUAUGGGAGCAGCUAAAGAUGAGAGGGGCUCAGUUUUCUGCAACACUAAACAAUGAGAAGUGCUCUGACCUCCCUGAAGAGCAGGCCUCUACAAGCGUCCCUUAUCAGGGUGGGUUUGCUCUGGUGCUAGCAAUGCUGUCCUGUACCGCUCGUGUGGAAGAGAUCACUCGUGGGGCUGGGAGGCCUCAAAAUCUGUAGCUCAACCUGUUGGGAGAUGCUUUUUGAUUUCCCCCUUAGAAACUUCAGGAACUUGACAAGCUCUGAAGGGGGCCAUGACCUGUGUUCCGCCAUGGCGCGAGGGAAAUCCAGUGGGGGUCAGAGUUGCUGAGCAGCAUCUGCAUAAGCUGUGGAUUUGGGUAGACAACCAAUUUACAUGCAUAAACUUGACAGUUCUGGAGCUCUGUGGGAUUGAUUUACUUCCUGCAGCGUUGUGCAUUUUCUGCCCAGAGCGGCCUCUCUACAGACUUGUGAGCAGGUAAGGGCAAACCCCUGUUAACGUCAGAAGCUGCAGAAAGCUGCUUGCCAUCUCCUCUGUUUUGGCAUGAACUGCUGUCUGUCAUUUUGCAUUGUAUAUUGCUGAGAAGUGCUUUCUGGUCAAGUAGUGUUGCUUUAAAUUGUGCCCCUCCCAACAUGCUUGAUGUUUGGCCUGAUCUACAGGCAAAAGGAGUGAGACAAAUCAAAAACCGUACUCUUUUUAAAUUCCCUUUUAGCCUGUUCACCAACACUGUCAGGAGGCACCUGGAUGAAUGCAGUCCUUUUUUGCUCGGUCAUUUAUUGUGUAUACAGAUGCUGCACUCACACCACGCUUGCUUACCUUUGAGGCAGGAAUUACUUGUCUUAAUUUCUCCCCGUUUUGACCCUUUUUUUUAAAAUUUGAGUACAGUUGUUUGGAACUAUGAGGUGGACUUAGCCAUCCAUUUCCUUGAGGAUCAUAAAUAGAGGCCAGGUGCCUCCUGACAACUUUACAAGAUGGAAAGGUUUUUGUGUUUGGAAUUAUUUUUUCCUUUUGUCAGCAGUGACUCCAUAAUUGUAGCAAAUGCUGCACUAGAGUACAAACUCGAGAGCUUGGUCACAGACACUCUGUGAGCCACACAGCUUACAUCUGACUGGCAGGUACUAAGUGUAAACAAUUUUGGGGUGCUUUUUGGGGGUGGGGGGUGGGAGUUUGUGGGUGGUAACUUUGACCAAAAGUAAAAUCUUGCUCUUGUACUGCAGCCAGCUUAUGAUUUUCCAGAGAGACAGAAGAGGGAUCACUUUAGUGCAACAAAGACAUGAAAAAUGUAAAUAAAAGUUUUGUAUCUUCCCAGGGCGCGCACAUGUAACAAGAACAGGAUGGCGAUGUCAGGUCAGGCGUGCGUGCCCUGCUUGGAUUUGUGGUAGGUUAGCCUGGUGCCAUGCGUUGAUGGUCCCUCUUGAAGCACAGAACUUUUGAAAGUAUUACUUUAAACUUGGCCUCUAAUCGAGGAUUGGCACUUACCUAAACUAUCAGGGGCACCAUUUUUAGGUGGCUUCUUGUCAAGAGGGAAGCAGCCUAGUUUUGGUGCUAGUAGGCUAUCUCUAACAGAUGUGAUCUUGCAAAUGGAAAGAUGCUCCAAAUGACUAGGAUAAUCCUAGUUUUUUUUUUCUUUUUUUGGGUGUUUUUUCUUUUUUUUUUUUUGUUUUGGGGUUUUUUUGUUGUUGGUUUUUUUUUUUUUUUCCCUACCCAGGAGUAAGGAGCAUGUAUAAAUCUUGGCUUCCUGAGAUUCCUUGCGAGCUCCUGUUUUUGCUGGUCACGUACCAGCCUUUACAUUUAUGUAUUAACUUGGAGCCUUCAGUGAUGAGCCCUAGGUCAGACACUUCCUCUGACAAAGAUGACAUGAAUGAGAAUCCGGUGUAUUCUGUACCUUUCCCCUCGCAAGUCUAAAAGCAUCACUCCAUGAAUCUGAUGAAAUGGAGCUUCGCAGCUGGGUGAAGAAGUGGCUGUGAAGAGGGUGGCACGAAUCCUCAGCCAGCUUACUUGAGAGAAACCGUAGGCUGGUGUCCGGGUGUGCGCCAUCAGGAGUGCGCUGCAGUUGCUGGAGGGCUUUUCCCAAAGGGAGGGGGGUGGGUUGGUCUCAAAUACACGUUUCAGUUUCCAGAAUGAGAUGGGAGCAUCUUUCCUUUGCCCUCUGUGACUUUUUUGUGGUUAAGAACAGGGAAGCUCAACACGAGCUCAUGUUUUGUACGCGUUGGUAUCAAAUCAUCUCAUUCUGAUCUUUUGUUCUUUAUUUUUUACUUGGGAUGGGGGAGGGUGUCUGCUCCAAGGAUUUAAAAAUGCUUCACGCACUUGGUUGUUGGUUUUUUUGGAUUUUUUUGUUUUUCAAAUGACUGAUAGGACGUAAACCUGAGCAGGCAGCUGUCCUGCCUCGGUUUAUGUUAUAGAGGUUACAGAGAUGCCACGCCACAUCUCCCGAGCUGCCAUUGCGGUGGUUCUUGUCCUGGUGCUGGACUUUGUCGUGCCGCUGGGGCAGAGCAGCUGUUGCUUUCUGAGGAUGGAGUGAAUUUUGUUCCCAGGAGCUCCAGCGGUACAGCCACCGUGGUCGAGGCUGGGCAGCAGCAGUCCGCACAGGGAGCUUUCGAUGGCUGUGAACUUCUGGUCCGUCUUCUGUGAAUCACAGUUUCUCUUUGUGAUAAACCGAGUCUCGGGACCAAAGAGCAUGCGUCCGAUACUCAGAGGGAGGUUUGGCAGGUUACCCGAUAGGUUUUGCUCCGUUCACAGUUGUGUUGCUAAAACGUCCCUAUGUGGAAGCAUUGUUAAAUUCUGCUGUAGACAAGUCAGGGAAGGGUAAGGAGGGGUGGGGGGAGGGAUGGGUUUAUUAAGAUACAGCCUUGCUGUAUUUUAACCAAUAAUUAUGGGGAAGGGGUGUCAGGAGAAGAAAAUAGUCACUGUUCCCUUUAUUGAAAGAAACUGGAACUUUUAUUUCAAGAAAAGAAAUUAUUUGCAGUUCAGGUGGAAUAUCAUAAUCCACUGGUCCCUAGUCAAGAGGUUGGUAUUCUUACUGUUAACCAGCGAACAAUACGGACUAGUCCUUGAAAUCAUUCAGGGGAGGGAGGGGAAAAUUGGCUUUCUGUUAAAUCGGUAAUUGGCAAACUCUCCAGUGGAGCUCAGAUUUUGUUGAGAGUGUAUUUUUCUGGCUGUAUGUGUGUCGUAGCACUGACUUGUGAAGAGCUUCAUGAGUUCCACGUGCAAAAAAGAUGAAUGGUAAAAUCCUGAUUUUGUUGAUUAAACUCAAUAAAAGCUCCCUGGAACUCCA